UGUCACCGAGAUAGCGAAUCGUUUAUACAAUGUAAAUUAUUAGCUUAUCCUGUAUGAUGUAGUUGUGUUUAAUGAGUGCCGUGUGUGUGGUGUGCGAACGACCGUGGAGUGAUGUCAGUGGCCGGUGGGAAUGCGAGCGCGGAAGAGAAAAAACCAGGUUAUUGUGAGGAUAGCACGGACAGCGACAAUGACACGGAGAGGAAGAGGCUGCUGCGGAGGAUAUCAACAAGCAAGUGCGUCGGGAGACUACCGGUGGUCAAGGAGGGUUACCUGAUGAAGCAGACGCGCAGCUUCCAGCGAUGGCAGCGCCGGUACUUCAGGCUGCGCGGGCGCACGCUCUACUAUGCCAAGGAGAAGGAGAGCCAACUGUGGGACGAGUACGAGCUAGAGGACGCCACCUUCGCGGAGUGCAGCAUCAACAACGCCAACAACAGCUUUCAGGUCAUAACAGCAAGUCGCUGCCUGGUCCUCUGCGCCGACAGCCGCAACGAGAUGGAGUCGUGGGCCGGAGCACUGCGCGGCGCCUUGCAUCGCGGUGCUGAUGUCGCUGACCUGGUUGCUAGACUGUCUUCUGGAGACCAUCACUGGUAUGCAGCAACCCACGCUCGGCCGACAUUCUGCAACGUAUGCCGGGAACCAUUAGGCGCGCUCGGCACGGCGCACGCGCUGGCCUGUGAGCUGUGCAAGUUCAAAGCGCACAAGCGAUGCGCGUCGCGAGCGCCGCCAUCUUGUAAAUGGAGCACGCUCGCUUCGCUGGGGCCACAUGUCGUUGAAGAUGCUGAUGGGAACAUAAUAAUGCCUCACCAGUGGUUGGAGGGCAACCUUCCCGUGGCCGCUAAGUGUGACGUCUGCGACAAAACCUGCGGCUCCGUGCUCAGAUUACAAGACUUCAGAUGCGUUUGGUGUCGGCGCUGCGUGCACGCCGCGUGCAAGCCGACGUGGCGCGCGUCGUGCUCGCUGGGCCCCGCGCGUGCGUCCGUCGUGCCUCCCACGCGCCUGCACUCUGUGGGGCCCGACGACGCCUGGGUCCCAGACAGGCCGCCCAAUGCUAGUCCUCUUAUUGUGUUCGUUAAUUCUAGAUCAGGUGAUAACCAAGGCGUGAAAUUCCUCCGUCGCUUCAAGCAGCUUCUGAAUCCGGCUCAAGUGUUCGAGCUGAGCGGGGCGGGUCCUCGCUUAGGGCUCCGGCUGUUCAGGCACUUCGCCCCCCUCAGGGUGUUGGUGUGUUCAGGGGAUGGCUCCGUUGGCUGGGUGCUCCAGGAAGUUGAUAAGUUGGAUAUGCACCGUCAAGUGCAGACUGCAGUACUGCCCCUGGGGACUGGCAACGACCUGGCUCGUGUCCUCGGCUGGGGAGCCUCCUGCGAUGACGCAGCCAACCUGCAGGUGCUCAUCGAGCGAUACGAGCGAGCGAGCACUAAGAUGCUGGACAGGUGGUCAAUAAUGACGUUUGAGCGCGCGCUGACAGCCCCGCCGCCGCCUCCCGUGCCGCCUGACUUACUGGAGGAGACCACGCUGCUGAGGAACUUGCAGGAUAUUAUGCAGGCAGGUGAAAUGAGCUGUGCAGCCAGCACUUCGCUCCGCGCGGGUUGCUCUCGCCUGGCCGCGGUGGGCGAGCGCACAGGCGGCGGAGCGGCGCGAGCGGCGCAUCGCUUGCGUCGCGCUGUGUCGCUCUUACUGCACGCUAGGGCCCAUCUUGCGCAUGACCAUGCGAGGUGCAAGUCGUGGGAGCCAGUGGAGACGACGAGCGACAGUGAACCUGAAGCACAACCAGUUGCCGAGAAAGGCAGCAUCGAAAAGACUGAAAAGGAGCAACUAAACUGGGCAGUGCGCGGAUGCGCGCUGGCGGGUCGCGCGGACAGCGUGCGACGCGCGCUGCGCUCGCUACUGCGCACGCUCACGCAGAUCUACCCACAGGGUGUAUCACAAGAAGGAGAUUCUUGUGACACAUGCGAGGGUGCCAGCACUGGAGGUCCGGCGGUGGAAGGAGCAGAGCUCCCCACUGCCACCAGCGCCCCUGACAUGGCGGCGCUGCCUGUGCCCAAGGCUUUCGCUGACAGCCGACGCUCGUCAGCUGCCAGCGCUAUUUCUGCUGCUUCCCUGCAUCCAGAUAACAUUCCAGACGUAGAUGAAGAUAUAGUUAAAUUAAUAAGUUCGAACCCACCGGAAAACUUCACCUUAGACGUGGAUAACAAAGCAGAGCGCAGCAAGACAAGCUCCGCCUCGCCUCAGGACCGGCUCUCGCUGUCAAACCUCUCCUCCUGUGAUACUAGCUCCUGCAAGAACCUCCUGAGGCCAGAACUAGAGCGCACAUAUAAUAGUAGUAGUCUUACGAUACCUAACCUAGUUGUCUCUGACGAUAGCGAUAAGAAAUCGAUAUUACAGGGAGAUACUUAUGAAUCGGACCAAUUGACUAUUAUAGACACUGACAAACCGUAUACUGAUGAUGAACACUUCGAAGUGAGUGCGAGAGCGACGCCGGCGAGCGGAGAGUGUACGCCGGACCGGCGGCUCUCGAGCGUAGACCUGGAGAUUGAAGCGAGCAGUUCCGAGGGGUCCAACAUUAGCGACGACUUUAGUUUAAUAUCGGAAAUUAUUGAUGCUAAACCAGAAGACCUUGAAGAGGCAGGCGGCAUUGGCAUCGGGCACAUAGACUCUCCUGAAGUAUCAGAAACAACUUAUGUAAAUUCUGAAACCUUACACGGAGAAUCUAUCAUGGACGACAUCAGUUCAAUGCUUGGUCAAGAAGUCUUAUUGGCAAUGAUGGGUAAAAAUGGUGAAAACGAAACGUAUACAGAUGAUACAACUCUUUUCACGUCAGACACUGUAUCAGAUAUCGCAAUGGACAGUCGAAACCCAAGUCUCGAGAAAAAUAAUGAAGCAAAACUGAAAUACAUGACCAAAAUUAAAAAACCGAAGGAACCAGAUGCAGAGAAGUUCGGUUUUGAAAACAGAGUAUUCUACAUCGAAAACGCAACGAAAGUAGAGGAGCAAAUUAAGUAUUGUAGUCUCGCGCACUUCGAAGAAGGUAACGAUAUAGCGAGGAAGUCUUUUAAGAAGCAGAUGAGGAAAAGUCUAAAGAAACGCGUCGUUGAAGACGUGAGUUUAAUACAUUUGCUUCCAAAAACUAACGAAGAAACGCUCAGUAUGAAAGGAGCUGAGACACCUUUGACUCCUAACUAUAUGGAACCGCCAAGAUUGAUUUGUGAUGAUCAGAUCAGUGUUCCAGAAUUGGGAGCUUUUCCACAAGUGAGCGUUGUUGUGGAACCUCCGUCGCCAUCACAUAGUGAGGACAAGAAGAGUUUAAAGACUUGCCCAAGCCGUAUGGCAUCAGUCCUUAGUGACAUCUUUGAUCAAGGUACUGAUACUCUAAGCGUGAAUUCUCCUGAGCCAAGUAUAGGCAGUACCAGAGAACGAAGACAGUCAGAUAAUCCGAGGCUCUUGGGACAAACGGACCCUGAAUAUGGGAAAUUCCUGAGUUGUUCUCCCGCUGCUACUAGGAGGAUAUCUUGUGGAAGUCUGUUCAAGCCUGGAGAACCAGAUAAACUAUCAACAUCAGUAUCAUCAAUAUGGGGAGAGGGUGGCGCUUCAGCUAGUCUUGGCACCAAGGAGAGUAAUGAAACUACAAAGAAGCUGCCCAUCAUCAACCCCUUGGUACAGCUGCCAGCCUGGCCCCACGUCACUCAAGGUUUCAUCAGCCAAUGUCUUCUAGCCAACGCUGAUGCCCUAUGUGCAGCCGUCAGUCCUCUAAUGGACCCUGACGAGACUCUUCUAGAAGGUUUCUAUGAAAGAGCUGUAAUGAACAACUAUUUUGGCAUCGGGAUUGACGCGAAGAUCACUUUGGACUUCCAUAAUAAGAGGGAGGAACAUCCAGAGAAGUGUCGCUCGAGGGCACGGAAUUAUAUGUGGUAUGGAGUGCUGGGGUCUAAGGAGUGGGUGAAUAGGACUUAUAGGCAUCUUGGUCAGCGAGUGCAGCUAGAAUGUGAUGGCCAAAGGAUACCUUUACCGGAGCUACAAGGCAUAGUUGUGCUGAACAUACCUUCAUUCAUGGGAGGCACCAACUUCUGGGGAGGAACCAGAGCUGAUGACAUCUUCCUUGCACCUUCUUUUGAUGAUCGGAUACUUGAGGUGGUAGCAGUCUUUGGCUCCGCACAAAUGGCGGCCUCCCGUCUCAUCAACUUACAAAAGCAUCGGAUAGCCCAAUGUCGUGCAGUUCAGAUCAACAUUCUUGGCGAAGAGUGCGUGCCAGUCCAAGUCGAUGGCGAGGCCUGGCUCCAACCGCCAGGGUGUGUCAGGAUCAUACAUAAGAACAGAGCACAGAUGCUCUGCCGGUCCAGAGCGCUUGAAACUAGUCUUAGAACAUGGGACGAGAAGCAGCAACUGAAAGCGCAUGCGUUGGCCGGGUCCGGUACGGGCGGCCCCAGCAGUCCGCGAGUGGCGCUGUCGCCUACGGAGAGCGCUCAACUGCUGGCUUUGUUGGACGAUGUCAAUACGCUUGUUAAACAUGUAAAACUAUCAUGCAUAAGCGAAACGUCAGCGUGCGGCGGGGUAUCACACGGCGUGGCUCUAGCGCGCCGCGUGUCUGCGCACGCAGACGCGCUGCAAGACGCAGACGGCAAGCUGCUGCCUGCUCCUCAAUUACGGAGACUGCUGGCUACACUGGUGGAAAGCUGUCACGAGCUCGUAGAAAGUGGAGGUAUAACGGGAGCGGGCGCAGGCGCAGCCGCGUCACUGCGCGCGCACCUCGCUCGCGCCACGCUACAUGACGGAUACGCAUUCUUGCAUACAGACGAGGUCCAAAAGAAGGGCAGUCGCUGGCUGAGGGGACGGCGAAGCGUUUCCGAAGGACCCACGCCUAGUUACACAGCCGCGCAGGUCCGAUGCUGGGGCGUCAAGGAAGUUCAGAGCUGGCUGGAGUCGCUCCAACUGAGCGAGUAUGCUGACGCCUUCGCGAAGCAUGACGUCACGGGAAGGGAGCUCCUGUCUCUAGCCAGGAGGGAUCUCAAAGAUCUUGGAGUCACGAAGGUAGGCCACGUCAAGAGAAUUCUCCAGGCCGUCAAGGAACUCCAGUGACGACGGCGAGGCCGCUCCGAAGGGGAUGGCCUUGCUUAACUGACAAAUUGAAUCUGAUUUUUCUUCCAUAUAAAAACUUUUUUUUAAUCUAGUUAUAGAUUCUUAUUCUAAAUAGCUCUAUGAGAAAUAUAUGUUAUGGACCAAGUGAUAAAUUGGGCAGUAUACAUAAUGCCCGGUCAUUAUGAAUAAUGCCCAAUAUGA
Helicoverpa zea (corn earworm) is the source of this 5268-nucleotide messenger RNA. Its product is annotated as diacylglycerol kinase eta. The record is from RefSeq and is a predicted model, not a curated record. The coding region runs from base 112 to 5067 and encodes 1651 amino acids. NCBI's taxonomy places the organism in Eukaryota, Metazoa, Arthropoda, Insecta, Lepidoptera, Noctuidae. Gene Ontology annotation, biological process: lipid phosphorylation; diacylglycerol metabolic process; intracellular signal transduction. Gene Ontology annotation, molecular function: protein binding; ATP-dependent diacylglycerol kinase activity. The transcript is spliced from 22 exons.